AUGCCUAAAAGACGAAGGGAGUCAAAAGAAGAACGUUUAGAAAGGAAGUUGAACAAAUAUAAGAAAAAUAUGAACGUUGUAAAAGACGUAAAGACGAACAUUCAAAAGAUAAUAGAAACGAAAAUGAUGUUGGCGAUAUUGGUAAUAAAAAGUAUUGAAUCAGAUGAGGAGAUUAUUCUGGAAAAUAUCGAACCAGAGGAGGAGGAGGAGGUAGAAAUUAUGGAAGUUAAAGAAGAAAAUUUAGAAGAGGAUAUUAUAGAAGCCAUGGGUCCUCCGAUUUGUACUGAAUCUUCAUAUGGUCAACCAAUACAUCCAGAGGUUUAUAAAAGGGUCGAAGAGGCACCACUACUGAAUCCUGAAUUACACAUGAUACAGGAGUCAGAAAAAACAAGAGAUAAAAAAAUUGAGAACCGCCAAAAUUUAUUAGGAUUAGCCGCAGGCACAAUAUUAAAAUGUGUUGAUAAUUUAACCAAACAGAAUUUUAAUAAAUUAGAUAUCAUAAAAAACAUGACAGAGGCGGCCAGGAUUCUAGCCCAUCUCCAUUCAGAAGGUACGGUAAUAAGAAAAAAAUUGUUAAUACCUCACUUAGAUAAAACCAUAUCUAAGACUCUUGCGGAUCUCAAACGGGAUAAAUUCUUAUUUGGAGAAAAAUUGAGUGAAUGUGUAAAGAGUGCAACAAUUUUACAAAAAUCUGCUUCAAAUCUUCUAAAGAAAUCUAUUCCAAAACCUUUUAAGCCAAGGCAAAAUUCUACUACAAAAAACUACUAUCCCCCUCAACAUCAAAGGACCCAGAGGAAGAUGUUCAGGGGAAAUCAAAAUUUUCAACGGCCGGCAACCAAGGUCCAAGCACCGGCAGUGACUGGCAGCCAGCCUCACAAACAAAAGAAUUACAGACAACAACGUGCCAAAUACCCAUAG
Parnassius apollo (apollo) is the source of this 918-nucleotide messenger RNA. The record is from the annotation of a GenBank genome assembly. Lineage: Eukaryota; Metazoa; Arthropoda; Insecta; Lepidoptera; Papilionidae.